Molecule: messenger RNA, 2837 nt
Organism: Argiope bruennichi
Lineage: Eukaryota; Metazoa; Arthropoda; Arachnida; Araneae; Araneidae
Product: organic cation transporter protein-like
Exons: 11
Coding region: 195-1988 (597 amino acids)
Biological process (GO): transmembrane transport
Cellular component (GO): membrane
Molecular function (GO): transmembrane transporter activity
Source: RefSeq, a predicted model, not a curated record
UGUAGGAUUCGGGCGCCUUCCGCUGUUUGUGAUGCUUUUAUAGAUCUACGUGUUAUCAGGUUUUAAGGCCGAAGUUCGAAGGUAUCUUGAAGAAUCCAGUGCUACUUUUACGUCUUGAACAGUUCUUUUCUUUCUAGUGAAUUUUGAUUUAAUUCCUUGGCCAUAAAGGUACCUACAAAGUUAUCUGAAAAAUCAUGAUGAUAUUUGAGGAUAUUCUAAAAGAUGUCGGAGGCUUCGGACCUUACCAAAAAUUCCUUAUUGUUAUUUUUCUGAUACCCAGCUCCAUAGUCAUACCAUGGUUCUCCAUGAGCUCAAUAUUUCUGGCUAGCAUACCCGACCACUGGUGUUAUGUACCAGCAGUUUCUACUUCUAAUUUAUCCACAGAAACACAAAGACAACUGAUAAGUCCACCGCAUGAUCACCAUUGCUCGAUGUAUGACAUCGAUUAUGCAAGCCUUAUGGAAUCAAAAAAUUAUUCCAUUGAUCCAAACUGGCCUAUUAAGGAAUGUGCCAAUGGCUGGCAAUUUGACAAGACGAACUACGACGAAACCUCUGUUUCAAGAUGGAACAUGGUUUGCAAAGACGAUCAUUACAGCAGUCUUGUCCUUAGUUUGAUGUUUGUCGGCAUAACAGUGGGAACGCCACUCUUUGGCCUCAUGUCAGACAGGUGGGGACGGAAACCUACAUUCUUGUUGACGGCUUUCGUGAUAGCGGUGACUGAUAUUGGAUCAACACUUAGUCCAUACUUUGAACUUUAUCUUGUGUUGAGAACUCUCAAUGGACUCUGCAUUACUACAAUAUACACAUUAGCGUUUAUUUUACUUUUAGAACUGGUCAGUCCUGAUAUAAGAGCCAGGGUAAACGGUUUAGCAACUACAGCCUGGACAAUAGGCAUGUGCACGUUGCCACUGAUUGCUUGGCUCACACGAAACUGGCUAUAUCUUAGCAUCACCACAACAGCAGCUACAUUUUGUCUUCUGCUUUAUUGGAGGGUGCUUCCCGAAUCUCCAAGUUGGUUAAUCUCACAAGGGAGAUACGAAGAAGCCCAUACUAUCUUAUCCAAGAUAAGCAAGUCUAAUUCUAAAACUGUGCAUCAAACGGAUCAUCUUAUGGAAGCAAUAAAGAAAUUGGGCGAUCAGUUGCAGAAUCAACAAAGUGCCGAAGAGAAAGCUUCUCCCUUAGACUUCUUUAAAUAUCCAAAGUUAAGGAUGAGAUUUUUACUCAUCACGAUUUGUUGGAUAAGUGGAUGUUUGCCAUACUAUGGACAUCAAGUGAAUGCUCGAAAUUUGGCUGGAAAUGAGUUCCUGAACUUUCUAUAUCUGUCGGCCGUGGAAAUACCAGCAACUCUGUUUGCAUGGGCAAUGAUGGAAAGCAUGGGAAGAAAGUGGUGUUCUAUUGUUUCUUUCUCAUUGGCAACAUUUGCUUGUAUUCUACCUAUGGUGUUUCCAGCAGAAAUGGCAAUGAUUGGAGUUAUAGCUGCUUUACUUGCAAAAGCUGGAACUUCUGCAGCUUAUAUGACAGUAUACAUCCAAGCACCAGAAUUAUUUCCAACCAGUCUGAGAGCAGUUGGAAUGGGCAUGUGUUCUACAAUAGGCAGUGGAUCAACACUAUUAGCACCAUAUAUUGUCUACUUGGCAAAAUUUGGAGCCAAUAUACCAUUUAUAUGUUUUGCUGUCAUAGCGCUUUGUGGUGUAAUUGCGGCUUUGUUUUUGCCCGAAACUCUGGACCAAAAACUUCCUCAAACUGUAACAGAUGUAGAAGAAUUUGUUUCCAAACGACCAUUUUUCGCCUGUGGCAGGUUUGAAGAUGCUGAGGACCCUGAACCAUACCCUCCAUUCCAGCCAAUUAUAGGAGCGAGAUCCUCUAUUAUGAGAAAACGCUGGAUUGAUCCUAUAGAAAUCCGAUGUGUAACCAAAAGGAACUCAAUGGAUUCCGUCAUGGGAGUUUUUGUUCUUCCAGCGCCAGAAGUCAAAACCCUUCAUGUCUGAACACACAGAGCACAUUUUGAUUUUGUAUGCCAACAGAAAAAAGAAUUUUGAAGAGCCAAAAUAUCACAACUGAAAUUUGUCUUUUAAUGAAAUAGUGAUCAAAUUCUAUGAUAAUGAGACUUCACAACUCUAUCCAACUGCCUUUCUCAUGCAAAUAGACUACUUAAACAUUAUCAAUGCGUUUAGCUGAAAUCCUCGUACUAGAAUCAAAAUAUUAAACUAUAUUGCUCUGAAGUUUGCGUUAUGAACUUUUAGGUUCAGAGUAAUAAACAUUCACCGGAUAAUGUUGAAGUCUAAGGCAAUAUCUGUAGUAAAUUUUCAUCUCAGAUGAAUAAUAAGAAUGUAAGCUUCUCGCCUAGUUUUGAAUGAUUUGAUUGUACGCUCAACACGCUCAAAACAAAAUAUCAUUUGGAAAGAAGAAAGAAGAAGGAGUCAUUUUCAUCGCUUACAGAACUGUUUACAAAAGGCAUCGAUAUUCUCUGUCUCUAUUAACAAAGAUGUAUAUUAUCUUUUACAUCUUUUUUGAACAAACAUUCAUACUGUAUGUAUUUUAUUAUGUGCUGUCUACCCAUUUCAAACAAAUAUGAAUAUUUGUGUGCAUUUUCAAUUGAUAUGGAAGAAGCAUUAAAUGUGUACAAAGUUUGAUGCACCAGCUUCUAGGAUUAAGCAAAAUUAAAUCCCUUAGAAUUUAACAUGUUUUUAUGUUAUUCAUUCUUCAAAACUAACAGAAAUAUUUAUGAGUUACAAUUCUCUGGUACAGAAAUGAAAGAAUUAAUUGCAUCAACAUAAUUCAUGUCAUUCAUUCAUUUGCAUGUGUCUUCUAUUAAAUAAAAGAAUGCUUAAAUUUAU